AUGAAGACAGUCCAGAGGAAUAUAAGUGUAUUCCAGCAAACUAAAAUUCUCUUGUGGAAAAAUGUCCUGAUCAAGUGGAGGAUGAAGACGCAGAGCUUUCAGGAGUGGAUCCUGUCCCUGCUCUUCCUGCCCCUGGUGUUCAUCGUGUCCGGGUUUGUGUUCAUGACGCAAAGCCGGCACCCCGAGGUGCCCGCCGAGCACCUGGGCUACCUGGACGACCCUGCCUUCAACGCCACCGGGGCCACCGUCACCUUCACCCCCGUCACUGCCACCACCAGGCACAUCAUGAGCAAAGUGGCCUCCAGCUCUGUCAUGACGGGUGUAAAACUAGUGGAAGUGGAUGAUGAGAGAGCCAUGGAGAAAGCCUGGAUUUCAAACAGGGAAACUAUAGGAGUUGUAUUUAAGGACAACUUCUCCUACCACCUCAGGUUUCCUACCACCCAUGUGAUUAUUCCUAAUGAAGUCAUUGGAGACGUAGACGCCUGCUAUAACUUCUCCUUGAAGAGCUGUGAGAGCCCAAGGUACUGGUACAAAGGCUUCCUGUCCCUGCAGUCCAGCAUUGAUGCUGCCAUUAUAGAGAUGGUGACAAAUCAUUCUGUUUGGGAAGAAAUGGAAUCCAUUGCUGGUGCCAGAAUGAAGUCCCAGAGCAUCAUGUUCUCCAUCAGCCUGGAGUAUGGCUACUUCAUGGUCAUUAUCGUGAUGUGCUUCUUGCCCUUCAUGUAUUUCUUAUCAAGGAAUGUCACACGAGAAAAGAAGCAGCUCAAAGAACUGAUGAAGACCAUGGGCCUGCAGGACAUUUCAUUUUGGCUGUCCUGGAGUUUGCUGUACUCCCUCUACGUGCUGAUCUUCUCCUGCCUGCUGACGGCCCUGGUGCUGCGCCACCGCUUCUUCGCCAGCAGCUUCCCUGCAGUCUUACUCCUCUUCUUCCUCUAUGGCCUGGCGUGUGUCCACCUGGUUUUCAUGCUCUGCUCCCUCUUAAGGACCUCCAAGCUUGCCAGCUCCACAGGCUUCCUCAUCAUCUUCAUCUUCGGGUUCCUGAGCCUGGCAGUGCUGAUAGAAGAAGUCCCCAAUCCCCUGAAGUGGUUCCUUGGUCUCAUGUGUCCUUUUGCUUUCAACAUCGGCAUUGUCAAGAUUUUUGAUUUAGAGAAAUAUGGAAUAGGUUUCUCCUUUUCCAACCUUAUGGAGGAAGCAUACUUUUUAUUUUCAACCUACAUACUGCUGGUGUUUGACUCAGUCUUGUACAUGCUGCUGGCUCUGUAUUUCGACAAAAUUCUGCCAGGCAAAUAUGGGAUCCCAGCCCCUCCUUUGUUCUUCCUGAAGGCCUCGUACUGGAUGAGGAGCAGGAGAGGCUCCAGCAGGGACGUGCCCAGAGCCACAGCAAACCCUGAGGAGCUCCUGGGGGACGAUGUGGAGCCUGUGCCCCCCGAAUUCCUGGGCAAAGAGGCCAUCAGGCUCCACAAUAUUAAAAAAGUCUAUAAGAAGAAGGACAAGAAGACAGAAGCUUUAAGAGGUCUGUCUUUAAACAUUUAUGAGGGUCAGAUCACUGCCUUGCUGGGCCACAGUGGGGCUGGAAAGACAACGCUGCUGAACGUGCUCAGUGGGCUCAGCUUGCCUUCAGAAGGCUCUGCCACCAUAUACAACUACAAACUCUCUGAAAUGGGAGACCGGGAGGAGAUCAGGGGGAUGGUUGGGAUUUGCCCGCAGUUCAACACGCAGUUUGAGGUCCUGACGGUGAAAGAAAACCUGAAGACCUUUGCAGAAAUCAAGGGCAUCAAGUCCAAAGAGGUGGAGCAAGAGGUGCAAAAAAUUCUGGAACUGCUGGAUAUCAGCAACAUUCAAGACACUCCGGCUGAAAAACUGAGUGGUGGACAGAAAAGGAAGUUAUCCAUUGGAAUAGCCAUGCUUGGAAACCCCCAGGUUUUGUUCCUGGACGAGCCCACGGCAGGGCUGGAUCCCCUCUCCAGGCACCGCGUGUGGAGCCUCCUGCGGGAGCAGCGGGCGGGGAGGGUGAUCCUGUUCAGCACCCACUGCAUGGACGAGGCUGACAUCCUGGCAGACCGCAAGGCUUUUAUCUCGCACGGGAGGCUGAAGUGUGUUGGCUCUUCUCUGUUCCUGAAGAAGAAUUGGGGCAUUUGCUAUCAUUUAAGGAUCCAUGUCAGUGAGUCUUGUGACCUGGAGAAUCUGACAUCUCUGGUGAAAGGGUACAUCCCCAAUGCCACGUUCUCAGGACACAGCCAGUAUGAACUGAGAUAUAAACUGCCUUUAGAAAACAUUAAUAAAUUCCCAGAUCUGUUCAGAGGCCUCGACAGCUGCUCUGAGCAGGGAAUUAUCAACUAUGGAGUCAGCAUGACGACCCUGGAGGACGUGUUCCUGAGGCUGGAGGGAGAAGCCAUGGACAAUCAAAAAGAUGAGCACGUCCCUGGGGAGGAGUGGGGAGAAGCAGCCCCAGGAUGUCCUGAGGAGGCCGGGCCAGGCUCCCUGCUGCUCUCGGACACUGGGAUGGCAUCAGUGGAGGGCCUGGCCCUCUGGAGGCAGCAGGUCUCUGCCAUGGCACGGGCGCACUUCUUGAAGCUCAAGAGCUCGGUGAAGAACCUGCGGUCCAUUUUGCUGCUCUAUGUGGUUUUUCUGCUUCCUCUGGUGGUGCAGCUGUGUGUGCUGGGAGGCUGGCAGAGUGUGAGUGCCUGGCAGCUCUCUCCUGCCCGGUACUUCCUGCCCCUGGGGAGGAAAUCCCACCUGGAGACCACCACCCUCCUGCUCUACAACCACACAGGCACAGACAUUGAUGACUUAGUCCAUCUGCUCCAGAGCCAGGAUAUUACAGUGGAAAUAGCAAAGGAGGAAAAUAUCACAGAGGAGCUAGAACACAACGGCGCUCUACGAUUGUUCCGCGAAGGUCAGAGCUACAGGUUCACCGUGCUGUGCCACUUGGAGGCUGUCAACUGCUUCCCAGUGCUGGUGAACGUCAUCAGCAACGCCCUGCUGAGGUCCCUCAACUCCACCAGGCACAUCCAGGUCUGGAGCCACCCCUUCUUCUCUAUGAACAAUCCAAAAUACUGGGAUUCUGUUAUGUCCGUGUACUUCGUUUAUACGCUGCUGUUAUUCCCUGGUUUUCCUCCUCACUUUGCCAUGGGCUACGCGCAGGAUUACAAGGUGGGAGCUCGUGCCCAGCUGAGGAUCUCGGGGCUCUUUCCCUCGGCCUACUGGUGUGGCCAGGCACUGGUGGACAUCCCACUCUGCUGCAUCCUGCUCUUCUCCAUGUUUGUGCUCCCGUUUGCCGUGAGCAACAAGAUUUCUGGCAGUGCCAGCAUCACCUUUGUGCUGGUCACGGGGAUGUUGGGUCAUGGAAUUUCCCUCGUUCUCUUAAUCUAUCUGAUCUCCUUCAACUUUCGCAAAGGAUGGAGCUCUGAUCUUUGGUCAUUCAUCCUGAUAAUGGUGUGGUUUAUUUCUGUUAUCAUCAGCAACAUCAUCGACACCCUGGGCCACCCCGUCUUCCUCUACGUUCUGUCCCUCUUGGUUCCUGUGUACCCCCUGAUGGGUUUUGCCCUCGAUUUUGGGAGUGACUCCGACAUGCUGGGGGACUCUGAGCCAUUUAGUUGGGCUUCAGGCAGUCAUGUACUGAUUGCUAUCUUUGCACCUUACAUCCAUUCUGUGCUGUUCAUUCUUCUUCUUCGCUUUUUGGAGUUAAAAUAUGGAAAAGCAGUGCUGAGAAGGGACCCCAUAUUUAGGAUUUCUCCAAGAAAAGAAAGCAGCCAGCAGCACCCCAAGGAGCUCGAGGAGGAAGAUGAAGAUGUCAGAGCUGAAAGGGAAGCAGUGAGGAAUGCUCUGGUGGCUCCCAGUCAGGAGGAGAAAUCAGUCAUUAUAGUCAGCAAUCUGUGCAAGGAAUAUAAAAUAAAGCAAACUGGCUCACUUUUUAAGAAGAAGAAGAAAACAGCCACCAAAAACCUUUCUUUCUGUGUUAAAAAAGGAGAAGUGUUAGGACUUCUGGGACCCAAUGGAGCUGGGAAAAGCACAACUAUCAAAAUGAUCACUGGAGAGACAGCCCUGACUGCUGGGCAGGUGCUGCUGAUGAGGAGGGCAGAUGGAGGAGGCUCCCUGGAGCAGGCUCCUGCGUUCCUGGGGUGCUGCCCCCAGGAGAAGCCCCUCUGGCUGGAGCUCACCCCGCUGCAGCACCUGAGGAUCUACGCGGCCGUCAAGGGGCUGCGCCAGGAGGACGCGGCUGCUGCUGUGCGCAGAAUUGUGAACGCUCUGCAGCUUCAAGACUACUUAAACAAAAAAGUCAGAAAAUUGCCUCCUGGGAUAAGCAGAAAGGUGUGUUUUGGCUCACUGCAAUGCUCAAACACUAAUUAA
This is a messenger RNA of Melospiza georgiana, 4347 nucleotides long. Its product is annotated as ATP-binding cassette sub-family A member 9-like. The record is from RefSeq and is a predicted model, not a curated record. NCBI's taxonomy places the organism in Eukaryota, Metazoa, Chordata, Aves, Passeriformes, Passerellidae. The transcript has 32 exons. Gene Ontology annotation, biological process: lipid transport; transmembrane transport. Gene Ontology annotation, cellular component: membrane; intracellular membrane-bounded organelle. The coding region runs from base 1 to 4347 and encodes 1448 amino acids. Gene Ontology annotation, molecular function: ATP hydrolysis activity; lipid carrier activity; ABC-type transporter activity.